Messenger RNA from Cucurbita moschata (crookneck pumpkin), 1409 nucleotides. Its product is annotated as polygalacturonase. NCBI's taxonomy places the organism in Eukaryota, Viridiplantae, Streptophyta, Magnoliopsida, Cucurbitales, Cucurbitaceae. The transcript has 9 exons. Bases 49 to 1368 code for a protein of 439 amino acids. Gene Ontology annotation, biological process: fruit dehiscence; anther dehiscence; pectin catabolic process. Gene Ontology annotation, molecular function: polygalacturonase activity. The record is from RefSeq and is a predicted model, not a curated record.
UCUUUUUCACACUUUUUGUGUAGAAAGUGAAGAAAAAACAUUAAGAAAAUGCAUCAACCAACCCAUUUCCUCAUCUUUUUCAUGUCAUUUCCCCUGUUUUCUCUCUGUUUUGGCAGUUUCCAUGAGUACCCUCUUCCUGUUUCUCAAUAUCAUGAUCAAAUUUAUGGUCAUUAUCCAAAACCCAGAUGGAACACGGGUUUUUACGGCUCGACGACGAGGCAGGAUCGAGUAAGCUCGCUUUCGGGUUCGCCAAAGGUCGUGAAUGUGGAUGAUUUUGGAGCUAAGGGAAAUGGACAAGAUGACAGUAAGGCAUUUGAGCUAGCUUGGAAGAAGGCUUGUUCUUCUAGUAAGGCAAUGAUUUUGGUGCCUAAAGGCAGGACAUAUUAUCUUAAGCCAAUAACUUUUUCAGGUCCUUGUAGAUCUCCUUUGACACUAAAGAUCGAUGGAAUGAUCAAAGCUUCUCCAAGAAUGUCGGAUUACGAUGACGAUCGACGACAUUGGCUUAAAUUCGAAGGCGUCGACAACUUUGUUGUAGAAGGCAAUGGUAUCAUCAAUGGAAAUGGCAAAAAAUGGUGGCAAAACUCUUGCAAAGUGAACAAAGAACUUCCUUGCAGGGGAGCACCGACGGCUGUAACUUUCUACCAAUGCAUCAACUUGGUUGUGGCUAACCUGAAACUAGAAAAUGCACAGCAAAUGCAUCUGACAUUUCAGAAAUGCACCAAUGUCAAAGCUUUGAAUCUUCGGGUCGUCGCCCCGGAGAAUAGUCCCAACACGGAUGGAAUUCACGUCACGGAAACUCAAAAUGUUAUAAUAAGGAACUGUGUCAUUGGAACAGGGGAUGACUGCAUUUCUAUUGUAAGUGGGUCAAGAAAUGUUAGAGCAAUGGAUAUCACUUGUGGGCCAGGACAUGGAAUUAGCAUUGGAAGCUUAGGAGCUGGAAACUCAGAAGCUGAGGUUUCAAAUAUAAGAGUAGAUAGAGCAUUGAUAUCAGGAACCAGUAAUGGGGUGAGAAUAAAGACUUGGCAGGGAGGCUCUGGAUAUGCUAAAAACAUCAUGUUUCAAAACGUUGUCAUGAACAACGUGCGCAAUCCAAUAAUUAUAGACCAGAAUUACUGUGAUAAAGAAGAAAAGUCAUGCCCACAACAGAAUUCAGCAGUGAAAGUAAGCAAUGUGGUGUACAAGAACAUUAGAGGAACAAGUGCUUCUGAUGAUGCCAUAAGAUUUGACUGCAGCAAAAGCUCCCCUUGUCAAGACAUUUCCAUGCUUGGAGUUCAUCUAGUUAGACAAGGAGAUGAUGUUGCCACAGCUUCCUGUGAGAAUGUUAGGUUGAAAAAUAGAUGGAAAGUUUAUCCACAGUGCUCCUCAUAAGUUGGAACACUUUAGUCAGAAAGGACGGUUGUUCGUGAAGA